Calidris pugnax (ruff) is the source of this 1438-nucleotide messenger RNA. It is a transcript of the gene ALOX5AP, whose product is annotated as arachidonate 5-lipoxygenase-activating protein. Gene Ontology annotation, biological process: leukotriene biosynthetic process. Gene Ontology annotation, cellular component: endoplasmic reticulum; membrane; nuclear envelope. Gene Ontology annotation, molecular function: leukotriene-C4 synthase activity; glutathione transferase activity; glutathione peroxidase activity. The transcript is spliced from 5 exons. The coding region runs from base 292 to 777 and encodes 161 amino acids. The record is from RefSeq and is a predicted model, not a curated record. NCBI's taxonomy places the organism in Eukaryota, Metazoa, Chordata, Aves, Charadriiformes, Scolopacidae.
CUGUGCAGGAGAGGCAACAGAUAUCUUUCCACAUUAUAUAUCCUCCUAGAUCACAGACAUGCAUUCUCUUGUUUCUCUGGGCUUCAUCUGCACACGCUGAGUGCGUGAGCAAGCCUGUGGUUGUGUUGCUGUGACAGCCACCCUAGUGCAGGGCGCUGCCACUCUCCUGUGAAGCCAUAGGAAAUGUUUUCGUGAUUCAAGAUAAGAGAGACCUCCACUUCCUCCUUCUGUGCUUGCAGGGCUAAGCUGCCUCCGAGGCUGCACCGUCCACCCUGAGAACCCACUCACAAAAUGGACCAGGAAACCCUUGGAAGUGUCGUCCUGCUCGCCAUCGUCACCUUGAUAAGUGUUGUCCAGAACGCUUUUUUUGCUAACAAAGUGGAGCAUGAAAGCAAACACUGCAAUGGCAAGGGGUUCCAGCGGCCAGGAUCCUCCGCCUUUGACCGCGUCUACACUGCCAACCAGAACUGCGGACACACGUACCCUACAUUUCUGGCCGUGCUGUGGUGUGCUGGCCUCCUCUGCAGCCAAGCUCCUGCCGCCUUUGCCGGCCUGAUGUACCUGUUUGUGAGGCAGAAGUACUUUGUGGGCUACCUCGGGGAAAGGACUCAGAGCACUCCCGGUUACUUAUUUGGAAAGCGCAUCAUUCUGUUCCUGUUCCUCAUGUCCGUGGCUGGAAUACUCAACUACUAUCUCGUCUUCUUUUUUGGAAGUGACUUUGAAAUGCACAUAAAAACGAUAACCAGCGCGAUCUCUCCGUUGCUGCUCAUCCCCUAACUCCCCGCGGCGCUGAGGGGGUCAGCGUGCUUAAUAUAUCGAUACCCAGAAGCAGCCAUAAUUCAACUGUUUAAGAAAUGAACCCGUAACCCUUUUAGAUUGCUGUAAAUCUCGUGCUUGAUGGGCUUUGUAGUUUGACUUAACCUUGCUUUUUCCUUCAGGAAAAAAAGAUUUACCGUGAGCACUUGGCAUGCCCAAGGAAUGGUAACAACUUCCAGUUAAUUCUUUAGAGUUUUUUGGCUAAACUGCAGCUUGCAAGCCGAUUGCGUGACUGGAAGAGACAUCGUAUGCUUGCUUCAUGGCUGUGUGGUACCCAGCUUUUGUCCCAAAAGCCAGGAGCCUCUCGGUGUCGUUCUUGGCAUCCCGCACGCCCCUGCCCAUCCAAAGGCAUGGACCAGCCUCUUCACCCGCCCUUUCCCUCCCACUUGUUGAUGACUGAGCUCCAGCUGCUGCGGGAGGGCGGCAAAUUGGCCCCUGUCUGGUCUUCCUUGAUAAAUAUUCAUGCGCAUAACACUCCCGACACUGAUCUCAUUUACACUUCAGCCUUUUUUGUUCCCCCGGAGCUGUGGAAAGGGGUCUUGCGUAAAUAAGGAGCUGGUGUAUUGACGGUGGGGCUGGUUUUGUUUUGCUCGGCUUUGUUUAAUAAAACAGUCUAAAAGGA